AAAACGUACACUCUAUAAACAAACAAAAAAAUAAAAAAGGACCGAGCAGUCAAACGUAAAAAAAGAUAUAUUCCCAAGUGUUUACGAGAUAUUUUGAAUUUAUACAUGAAUCUGUAGUGUCUUUAUCAUCCUGCAAUAUCAUGGGACUGAAUAGUUCAACCAUGCUACAAGAUCAAGACAUUGAACAGAUCAAAAAAGAGACAGGAUUUUCAGAACAGCAAAUCAAAAGGCUGUACAUAAGAUUUUUACAUCUCGAUUCCCGGGGAAGCGGAACACUGAGCCGUGAAGAUUUUGGAAGGAUACCGGAGCUAGCUAUUAAUCCUCUUAACGAACGAAUCAUUGAUUCGUUUUAUUUUAACUGCAACGAGAAUGAUGAGCAAGAGGAAUGUAAUUUUCGAGAAUUCAUGAAAACAUUGGCACACUUCCGUCAGUUUUCAAAGAAAGGGCACAACCCGUUGAACACAGAGGAGGAGAAACUCAAAUUUAUAUUCAGCAUUUAUGAUAUUGACAAGGAUGGAAUUAUUACUCAAGCAGACUUGUUAAAGAUAUUAGAAAUGAUGGUUGGAGUGAAUAUUGGUAGGGAACAGUUGGAACUAAUUGCUCACAGAACGAUCAAAGAUGCCGAUGCUGAUAUAGAUGACCGCAUUGAUUUUGAUGAAUUUAAGAAGGUGAUGAAAACGGAGGAAAUCGCUACAAAGAUGACAGUUCGGUUUCUAAACUAAUGUUAAAACAAUCAAGUGCAUUUGGAGGCAAUUCAU
Molecule: messenger RNA, 758 nt
Organism: Dendronephthya gigantea
Lineage: Eukaryota; Metazoa; Cnidaria; Anthozoa; Malacalcyonacea; Nephtheidae
Product: calcineurin B homologous protein 1-like
Exons: 7
Coding region: 141-722 (193 amino acids)
Molecular function (GO): calcium ion binding
Source: RefSeq, a predicted model, not a curated record